UGAAUAACGAAACGAGAAAAAAAGAAUCAUUGUUUUUGGCUGUCAAAAUCUCAUCUAAAUCUUAAUUUCGAAUCAAAAUUUUUCAAGUUUAUAAUUAUCUAUAUUUUUAUUAAUAUUUCGAAUAAUAUAAUUCCAGACAGAGAACAAUUUGAGCAUUAAAAUAAUUUUAUUAAUCAGAAAUAUUUUAUAUUAAUUAAAGAAAAACAUAGGUCUUGCAAUUAGAAAACGAUAUGAGUAGUGAUAUUUCACCAUUGAAUACGUCUAAGUAUGAAAAAGUGAGGAAAGAUUCCAGCGCGCAACAGAAAAAUAAUAUCAGCAGUGGUAAGGUGACUCACAAAAUAUCCAAUGCAUCGAUCCAAGCAUUCGAUAAUUUAAAUCAAUUUGCUGAACAAAAGCGGAAUUUCAACUCGGCGCAAGCGUCUUCUCCUAUACCCACAAAAAAUACAAAUUUGCUAACAAGUAAACACAACACUUACAAAUUAGUGGAUAGCAAACAAGCGUCGAAUUCACUUUAUCAAUCUGAUAAGAAGCUUCUUGAUACUUAUGCUCGUAUUGCCGCGAGUUACAACAGACGUUGUCCUAAACGAUUGCGCGAGCUCGCCAAACCGAAGAAACCAGGUUCCAGCGAUCAGAGUAAUAGCUCUGCCAAUUUUGAUCUGAACUACCGCGUAUCUAAACCAUAUGGAACCAAAACCAAACACACUUCAAAAGAAUUGCAAAAGAAAUAGUUUGACUACUGUUAAUUAAAAAAUUAUUAUUGUGAACAGUUCAUUUAUCAAGAUGAUUAGUACGCUUUCAAAUGAUACAAAAAUAUGUAAAAAAAUACUCGCAAAAAUAUCUAAAAACAGGUAUCUAAAAAAAUAUUGUCUCGUUUUACAUUCUGUAAUAAGAAAUAAAACUCUUUAACCUUUAGAAAGUUCGCAUUUUUUCUUAUAUACUUGAUAUCCAAAGUUUGUAUACAUAACAUGCGUUUUAUAUAAAAUUAUUAUGCAGAUUUAGAGCAUAUACAUAUAGGCUACUCUUCUAAAGGUUAAAAGGUGAAAAGAUUAUUAUGAAGCGAUAUCUCUGAAUAGCUUCUUCAUCAUUUCUUCGAAUACAUAUCAUAUCACAAUACAGUCAUAUGUUUCAUUUAAUUAAAAAAUUUUUCCGCAAAUAGAAAAAUAUGAUAUUUAAUAUGUACAUAUGUGUAAUAAAGUAACUAAAGUUUGUCUGUGUGUAAAGUUUUUCUGUAAUUUGCUAAACUUUUUUAUUACUUCUUUUUCUUGUUACAAAAAAUAGCGAAACUUGUUUUCAAGGACAACCGGCUCAGGUGUUCAGCUUGUUGUGAUAAGAUGAUCGCGAAAUACGAACUUGUUUACCUUCCAAAAUUCAUUUUCUUCAGUUGCAGAUAACCGAAAGCAAGAAAUAUAUAUAUGUAUCUCUAUACAUACAUACAUACAUAUAU
Messenger RNA from Pseudomyrmex gracilis, 1444 nucleotides. RefSeq lists its product as uncharacterized. The coding region runs from base 231 to 728 and encodes 165 amino acids. NCBI's taxonomy places the organism in Eukaryota, Metazoa, Arthropoda, Insecta, Hymenoptera, Formicidae. The record is from RefSeq and is a predicted model, not a curated record. The transcript has 3 exons.